Molecule: messenger RNA, 4617 nt
Organism: Grus americana (Whooping crane)
Lineage: Eukaryota; Metazoa; Chordata; Aves; Gruiformes; Gruidae
Gene: CHMP4C
Product: charged multivesicular body protein 4C
Exons: 5
Coding region: 850-1512 (220 amino acids)
Biological process (GO): late endosome to vacuole transport via multivesicular body sorting pathway; vesicle budding from membrane
Cellular component (GO): cytoplasmic side of plasma membrane; ESCRT III complex; multivesicular body
Source: RefSeq, a predicted model, not a curated record
CGCUGGUGCUCUUUGUGCGUCAGGCUGCCGUUACCGGGGGAAAAGUAUUUUUUGUGUCUCGCUUCUGUCGUUGGUCGCGGCAGCCCUCCGAGCAGGGCCUCUUGAAGGAGGCGGAGGGAAGGGGAACGCAGCUUUCCAAGGUGCUUCUUGCGCUCUUGUACCUUAUGAGCGCCGCUGUGGUUUCCCUAGCGAUGCACCUAUACUGUUAAAAGCCACGUUUGUUAAGAGUUUAGUGUUUAUUUUCUCAGUCCUAACCCGCGUGCGUUCCUGUGCCUGAGUGUUAAAGCCGGUGACGGAGGGCUGGGUCUGUGUCACCCCCGGCUCUGCACGCCGCCCUCGCGGGGAGUCGUUCCGCCCGUGUCAGCUGCCUGUCCCGCACCGGGCACGGGGUGUUCUGGCCUUGCCAGCGCUGUUACAGCCUGCAGCCCUCCCGAAAUACACCUUCGUGAGACUGAAAGAAAAUGGGGGGAGGGGGAGCACAAGCUAAGCAGCCGCCUCUGCAGCGCAGGCAAAGCGGGCACGCCUGCCCGGCACCGCCUCGGCCGCCCUCUGCCCCGCCCGGGGCUCUGCCCUCUUCCCUCCGGGACCCCUGCAGGCUGCCCCGCGGAGCUCGCUUACGCGUCCCUCCGCUCUACCCGGCGCUAGCGCAGGGUACGCGUGAGGCCCGUGGGGGCACCUGCAGUUCGGCCUCCUCGGAGCCGCCCCUGGGCGGGCAGCCCGGGCCCGCCCCGCCGCCAGGUGCGGUGCCGCCGCCCGCGGGCGCAGGAAGUGCCUUUACGGCGUGUGCCGGGCGGAGAGGCUCCGGCGAGCCGGGUCGGGCCGGCCAGACCCUUCCGAGCUGGACCCGCCAUGAGCAAGAUUUCCAAGUUCUUCAAGGGGGGCGGCUCGGCCGCCUCCAAGAGCCGUGGGGGACCCUCGCCGCAGGAGGCACUGGCCCGGUUGCGGGAGACGGAGGAGAUGCUCAGCAAGAAGCAGGAGUACCUGGAGACGAGGAUCGAGCGGGAGCUGGCCAUAGCCCGGCAGCACGGCACCAAGAACAAGCGAGCUGCCUUACAAGCACUGAAGAGAAAAAAGAGGUAUGAGAAACAGUUGAGUCAAAUUGAUGGGACGCUUUCGACCAUUGAGUUCCAGAGAGAGGCACUGGAAAAUUCCCACACCAACACAGAAGUGCUCAAGAAUAUGGGUUAUGCUGCACAAGCUAUGAAAAAAGUGCAUGAAAAUAUGGACUUGAACAAAAUUGAUGAUUUGAUGCAAGAUAUCACUGAACAGCAAGAUGUUGCCCAGGAAAUUUCAGGUGCUAUCUCAAACCGAGCUGCCUUUGGUGAUGAGUUUGAUGAGGAUGAGUUGAUGGCAGAAUUAGAAGAACUGGAGCAAGAAGAAUUGAACAAGGGAAUGAGAGAUGUCAGACUCCCAAGUGUUCCAUCCACAUCACUGCCUUCUCGCCCUGCAUCGACCAGGAAGAGAGCAGAGGAUGAAGAUGAAAUGAAGAAGCUGGCUGCCUGGGCUUCAUAAGAGCAUGGUCUUUUUAUAAGACUGAACAUCAUAGUGCAGAUGUAAAGAGCUGUAAUGCUGUUCUAUAACUGUACUGAUUUAGUGUAGUUGCAUUUCAUAUAGGCUGGGUUUUUUAUGGCAAAUCUUGCUAAGAAUAGUGUUACUAUCCUAUUACAAAACUAGUUUAAAAACAAACAAAAAAAAAAUGUGAUAGUUGCCAAAACCUCCAAGCAUCAAAGUUUUUUCAGCCUUGGCCAGAGAUUUGUUUUAUUAGUAUCGGUUUUUAUCACCUACUGUCUUACUAUGUCUUGCUGGUUUGUAAAACCCGUGUGCCUCCCUUGUGCACACAGCUGGAUUCGUUGUUGAAAUGAAAAAUUUGGUAAGUCGUCAAGGCCCCUAUCCUACAGGGUUAUUUGGUUCAGACUAUUUGAAUAUUAGCAAAACAGCUUUAUACAUGUCCUGACUUUUAAGUUCCUUUGAGCCCAAGAGCUAAUAGCCAUUCAUUUGGGCAUGGAGAUUUAAACAGGUUGUCUGGAGCAACUUCUGGUGUCCUGGAUACUCAGAGGACACUCUUCUGUAGAUUUUUUUGAAAUGGGAUAGGUUUUUUUGUUUUGUGUUAAACUGUGGCCGCAAUAUCCCAUGCACUUCUAUAGGUCAACUUAAAUUGUAUUUUGAACUAUUUCCAGCUCAGUUAAAGAACAGUUUUACAGUGAUUGGGGAAAAUUAAAUGUCCAAGUUCUUAUAGAUCCCUGCCAAACAAAACUGAUUUCCGCUAACCCUGUCAAAAAUCCAGAAGAGAUUUGACCUUCCUGUGUUGUUCUCCUCCACUGUGUCUUUCUAGGAUGAGUCUUUACUUUGUAUGAUAAUACCCAUCCUCAAAGGAAUUAGUAACACAUUUUUUAAUUAUACAACUUCAAAAUCAUUUUAAUUUCUGAGCAUGCGGUUCUUUUACUCAGUUUCUGAACAGAAAUCAUACCAGCGUGUUGUAUUUGAAAUGCCUUGCUAACUUUGGUUAAAAACUGAUUCUGAAUUACUCGUAAAGUUGACAUGUUAUUGUCCAACUGACAGCUUUUUAGCUUAAGGAACAAACGCCACUCUGAGUGCUAAACUACUACGUAUGUAGAGAAAUCACUGUUCAAAUACAAAACAAAAAUUAAAAAGGCUGCUUUGUACUCACAGAUUUUAUUAAAUAAGACUUAAGCUCUAUGCUAGUUGCCUGCUGUCAAUCACAAGGAAAUAGUAAAACACUGUGGAGUUCAUAGGGAUGUGGGAAGCAGUCUCACAUUGAUCUAGGUUUCUUGUUUUCAAGUUAAUUUAAAUUUACUGAUGAUUGAACCACUUGGGAAUAGUGGGAGACUUGGUUUCUGUAGAUCUAUAGGAAAAGACGACUAAGUCAUUCUCCUGGGGGUUUUAGCCUGUGAUUUGCUGGGUAUUUAGCUUCAGUAGGCUUCAGCUUAUUGGAUUUUGGGUUAAGCGUAAGCUAAUGUGUGUUUCUGGAUGUGGCAUGCUAGCAUGCUCAGCAGCUUUCAAGCUGAAUUCCAUGGAUAAAACCCAAAAUUUACAAACCUUGUGGAGAGAUUUAGUUUUUCAGGACUCUUUCAUUCCCUGUAGUGGAAUUGCUUUUGGUUUGCUUCCAUAUGAAAGGAGAAUCAAGCCUUGCCACUUUGGAUAAAUUUCCUACUGGAAAAAAAUAAGUGUGUUAAUUCUGUCCCAAAGUUUGGAAGCACCUGGAAAAUUGUCCCUUUCUGUUGAGAGUAUAGAAACCUGAAACUAUUCAAUUUUUGUUUUAAAAACAAAAAUUAUUAAAGAACUGCCUUAAAUUUGAAAAUAUAUUUUGAACUCUCAGUAGGAAACCAAACACUAACAAAAUCUUACUCCAGUUUUAAUGCUUCCUGAAAUUCAGGAUGAGAUGCCAACUGAAAGCAGGCACAUUUAAUAAAAUAUGUUCUGAGUUAUUUAGAACUCAUUUGCUAAUCAUUUUGAUUGAAUCCUGUUUUCAAGGUAUGCAGUCUAUGCAAGUCUCUGAAUUGGGUACAGAAAGUAUUAGCGUACACUGAUUGCGUCGCCGUGCGAGGCUGGCCGUGUGCUUGUGGACACAUCUGGUAUUUCUAAACGCGAGGCCAUGCCAACAUAGUCCCGUGCUUAGCUUGGAAAAGCUGGCUUCAGUGUCUGUUCUUGGUUGAAUUAGUAGUUUUCCAAUACUUAGCACUAACAUAGCACUUAGCAUGUUUAAAGUGCUCUACAACCUAACCAAAAUAAGUCUCUAAGCUUCCAGUUUGAAACUAAAGUGAUUUUCAGUCUGUUUGAGAAAAUGCAGACCUGCUGGUUUUGUGCAAAAACUUCCCAUGUGAACACUCUGCAGGGGAGAAGAAAUCCAAGGGAAGGUCUCCUUUGCAAGCUAGCCUCUGACUGCUGACCUCCAGCAAUGUUUUGGCCAAAUAUUGAUCCUGAGAAGCUUCAGGUGUCUUCAGCUUAUUGAUUUCAGACCAGGUACUUCAGGAACAAAAUUUCUGAGGGGCAAAGAAAAACUCUGGUCAUUUGGGUGAGCUUCUCUAAAAGCUUGUGUGUAGUGGCUGGAGGAGACAAUCACACAGCAGUUCACAGGCUAGGACGUGUGUGGUUGGUGAAGCUGUACUCAGUCAUGUCCACAAACCAGACCUCCCAAACUGGAGUGCUUGUUGCCUUAUUUGUUUCGGAGACAGUAGAUGGCUGUUUUCUUCAAAAGCAAAGGGGUUCUAGGGAUUUAAUUCAGGUGAGGAGGUGGCUCUUUCCUACGUAAAUUCAGAUGACAUGGGGACAAAUGGCUCUUCCUUUUUUGAACGUGUGUUUCUCUUCAUGCCAACAUGGUAUUUGUUUAGCAUGUAAGCUGAUGAGAGUGAAUAGUGUCAAUGUGUUACUGUAAAUGUACUCUCUAUUAACUGGAACGUAUUUUACAAGAAGACUGGUAGCAGAUGGUGUGCUAUAGCUGGCUUCCUUUCUUGUUUCUUAUUUAUUUUGGGAAUGUUUUCUUCUCUUAACAGACUUGGACAUUUUUAAUCUGGAUAGCUUUAAAAGGGGGGAAAAAUAGUCAUAAAAAGUGAAAAGAAUUAAUAUAUAUAUGCUGUAAAUAAAUAUUUUGGUGCCAUA